AUGUGGCUGAACAUGCAUAAGUUGAUGUUGUGUGACUCAGCCAGCAACUUCUGGAAGUUGGAUUCUAAAGCCGGUCAUUCAGCAUUGGAGCCAGACAACUAUCGUCUAAUUGCCUUGGAGUGCUGCCUGCUGAAGUUCAUGACACUCCUUGUUGAUCGCAGGUUAGGCAGUGCUUCUGAGUUUCAUCAGUGGAUGGCAGCAGAGAAGAAAAAGCCUUCUUGGGUUGGGGACAUCAUCCUUGUACUCUCAUACCUUCAAGUCCCUGUUGUCCUGAAGCCUGUCCACCUUGCCGACCCUGACUCAAUUCAAGAGCUUAUAGCAGAGGUCAAGGUGUCCUGUGCAUGUACUCUACAGGCAGACAUCAAUGACUCCGAAAAAACCAUUCUGUUGAAGAAUCUUGUCACCGCCACUGGUCCUGUCAAGUUGUCAGAUGUGUUGAGCUAUCAGCAUUAUCUCAAUGUUGUCAUGCCUGGACACUGCAAAGUGCUGACACAGCUCAUGACUUUGUGCCACACCCUUGCCGUGAAUUGCCUUCAAUGGGAUUCUCUGUGGCGAAGAGCCAUUCCACAGGAGCUGAGGUUAUGUCGUUUCUGUCACACUGAAGUUGAGGAUGACUGCCAUGUGAUGCUCUACUACAUCACAACUACAGCACUUACAGAGAAAAGGGGUGUCUUUUUUUCAGAUGCUCAGCGGGUCCUGCUGGGAGUCCGGACUGCAGUCUUAGCUCUUCCUUCUCCAGACUUGUUGCGUUUUUUACUUGGCGAAAAGAGAGUUGUUGGGAUCCUUGCAAAAUAUGUGUUUGAUGUCCUCGGCAUUUUUGACGCAGUUGAAUGUACCAUUUCUGUUGCAGAUAAGAUGGUCAAGGUCAGUCGUGCUCCUCCUGGGUUAUGUUGUCUGUCGGAAGCCGGUUGUUCCUCAUUGGGACUGCUCCAGAAUACAUCUACUCUACUCUACUCUACUCAUGAUUCCAACUAUGCUACUUUCACUCAAUGUAACACUUCAGGCAGUGACGAAUAUGAAGGGCCACAUAUGUACCAAAACCAGUGUUCCCCUGACAUGUUUGCUCUCAAUUUAUAA
Messenger RNA from Laccaria bicolor S238N-H82, 1077 nucleotides. RefSeq lists its product as uncharacterized. Lineage: Eukaryota; Fungi; Basidiomycota; Agaricomycetes; Agaricales; Hydnangiaceae. The transcript is spliced from 7 exons. The coding region runs from base 1 to 1077 and encodes 358 amino acids. The record is from RefSeq and is a predicted model, not a curated record.